AUGGAGGCUCCAGGCCCUUCAGAAGCGUCACCAGAAUGCUCUGCAUCAACAACCUCUGCCAUGGACCAAAUGCAGGAGAGCCUGGUGAAACCUGAUGUCAGCGAAAAUCAGUCAUCUCACGAUUUGGAACCCUCGACUCCGAUCCGCAUCAUGUCCACUGUUACACCAGCUCGAGAAACUGCUCACCAGCCCCGCCUUCCACCAGGAGUUCGAGUUGUUCGAGGGUCGUCAGCCAGUGCAACAGCGUCUGCUAUGCGCGCACCGACACACCAAGUGCGUACAGUUUUGGGCACUGGUGCCUCCCAUCCAGGACGCAUGGUGGCUUCCGGUUCCACAUCGCCAGGCUCAUCAGGAGGGAUUCGCAACGCUCCUAUCAGAACAGUGGUAGGUGCUGGGCCUGGAAUGCGUGUUAUGCAACAAGGAGGACGAACGUUGAUUGCGGUACCAAGUGGCUCCCGCCUGGCCGCUACACUUUCAUCUGUGGCUGCUCGAGCUGCUCCUGUUGAGCUUUCCACCUCCGGUAGCUCUGGUCCUGCUCUUGCUGUUAUUGAUGUUAAUCGGUCGAAAUCUAAUGCGAAACUGGAUUGCGGCGAGCGUGUUGCCGAUGAGACCAUGGGCACAUCUAUGCAUACGGAUUCUGACGACGUUCACAGUGGUAAUGAGACUGCCGGUGGGGUAAUGGAGGGCAUGGAAAGUGUUUCAUCUGUAGAUGGAUCAACUGCUUCAAACUCUCCUCAACCGAAUGGUUCCGUUACCAUAUCACCGGAGACAAUGACCGAGGACAAGCGAAAAGGCGUGGAAGGGCGAUUAAAUUCGGCUGAAUAUUCUCUUGCUACUGGCGAUUUGGUUCGUGCUCAAUAUAUUCUGCCCUCUGACCAAUUGCCUCGACGAUCUACUAUUCCACGUGAGGAGAACCCGCUGACCAUCACCGAGCAGGCACGGCUGUCUCGAAGACCAAUUAGUAGUUCACUC
Molecule: messenger RNA, 972 nt
Organism: Ostertagia ostertagi
Lineage: Eukaryota; Metazoa; Nematoda; Chromadorea; Rhabditida; Trichostrongylidae
Source: the annotation of a GenBank genome assembly